This is a messenger RNA of Vigna angularis (adzuki bean), 715 nucleotides long. Its product is annotated as sterol carrier protein 2. Bases 129 to 503 code for a protein of 124 amino acids. The record is from RefSeq and is a predicted model, not a curated record. Lineage: Eukaryota; Viridiplantae; Streptophyta; Magnoliopsida; Fabales; Fabaceae. The transcript is spliced from 4 exons. Gene Ontology annotation, cellular component: cytosol.
AGUAUAAAUACAGAAGUUACGGGAAAGCUGAAAUCAGAUGGUGCUGGUCCCACUCCUCCAACCAACACACCCGAACUUAAACCAAACUCGAACUGGUAGGUUUCGUGUGAUUGUUGCGUCGCGAAGCCAUGGCGGAUUCUUCGAACCUGAAAUCCGACGCGAUUAUGGAGCAGAUGAAGCAGCACUUCGCCACUGACGCUGGCAAAAAGCUCACGGAAAAAAUUGGACUAGUUUAUCAAUUUCACAUUGCUCCGAAGAAACUUGGAUUUGAUGAGGUCGUCUACACCGUUGAUCUCAAGAAAGGAGAGGUCACCAAAGGGCUAUACGAAGGAGGAAAACCCGAUGCAUCCUUUUCAUUUAAGGACGAGGACUUUGUUAAGAUUGCCUUGGGAAAGAUGAAUCCGCAGAUUGCUUUCAUGAGGGGUGCGAUGAAGAUUAAGGGGAGUUUGAGUGCUGCUCAGAAAUUUACUCCGGAUAUCUUCCCAAAGCCUUCCAAGCUGUGAGCUGAGAUGCUUUCAACUACUUAAGAUUGCAAGAAUUAUCGUUUGAUGCACUCAACCAAAAUAGAUAGCAUCAACAUUUCAGGAAUAUAAUUAUAUAUCUUUAGGUAAUACAUGAUUUUAAUUUAGCGCUGUCCUGCAAAUCUGUCAUAUCUUUAUUGCAUUGUAAUGGGAUGUUUUAUGUAUGAAAAUAGUAUAUCAUACAUUGUUUACAA